Pyricularia grisea is the source of this 1981-nucleotide messenger RNA. RefSeq lists its product as uncharacterized. The record is from RefSeq and is a predicted model, not a curated record. Lineage: Eukaryota; Fungi; Ascomycota; Sordariomycetes; Magnaporthales; Pyriculariaceae. Gene Ontology annotation, molecular function: protein binding. The coding region runs from base 167 to 1513 and encodes 448 amino acids. The transcript has 2 exons.
UUUUUUUGUUUCUCCGAAUGCCUUAGUUUGUAUUUCGGUUGUUUUAUUUUAUAUCCCAUUUCAUCCUUUCUUUUACUUGUAUACUACAUUACUUGAUUCAUACUAUACGGAAUUUGUAGAAUAUACACCCUCUUUUUUUCCUUUUCCACAGCCAAGAGUUGUCACAAUGAAGGCAGUGCAGGUCCUGUCCUUCUACUUCGUCGCCGCCCUCGCGGCUCGCGACUCGAUCCAAAACGACCUCACACUCGGCACAUGUCGGUCACCACUACUGCCACUAUCAUUCCUAGAACUGACGGACCCGAUAUGCUCCACGGCAGACGUGAUCGCGCAAAAACAGGCCGCUGCAGGUGGAAGACAUGUUACUGACGAGUCAUCACCAUGGACGUCAAUCAGCAAUUGUGCGCGCAACGGAACAGGGCCGACAGAGUUCUGCGUCUUCCACGCCGGUGGCUUCGCCAACAACAGAGGAGUGUCAAUCAUCACCAGCCCCGAAAGGGCCAAGAGCCUCGCAAAAUUGCCUGCCUUCACCGACCCGGAGCUUACGGCAGAUAUCAACAAGGAUCUUGACCCCAACUACGAGCCGGUGUACAAGUCGGUCAUGGUCCCUGGAAAGGGAGUCGGUCUGGUUGCUGCGAGGACGCUGUACCGUGGCGAUCGCAUAAUGAGUAGCACGCCGGCCAUCGUUAUCGACUACGGCUUCUUCGACACGAUGCCUAGGAAGGUGAUCAAGGAGGUACAGGCCGCUGCCGUCGACAUUCUCCCCGAUCAGCACCGCCAAUUGCUUCUUAACCUGUCAACUCACGAUGGUAUCCACGAUUCCUACCAACAAAAAGUCGACAAAAUCUUGUCCACCAACGCCUUCGACAUCGACGCCGAUCCCGAAGGCGACAACGAUGACCAGUUCUACGUCGUCUUCCCCGAGAUCUCUCGCUCCAACCACGACUGCCGCCCGAAUGCCGACUACUACUACGACCCCGAUACACUGACCCAGCACGUUCACGCUGUCCGCCAGAUCAACAUUGGGGAGGAGAUUACGUUGUCGUACCUUGACCCCAUGCAGAGCCAAGCCUCCCGUCUGGAGAGGUUGUCCCGCACCUGGGGAUUCCCUUGCGGCUGCUCCAUGUGCACACAAAAAGACCUGAUCGCCGAGGAGUCCGACUCGCGCCUUGAGCAGAUCGGCGAGCUGCGCAAGGAGUUCCACGACUACACGCCAUCGUCGCGCGCCACGCCGCAGAUGGCCGAGCUCAUGGUCAGCCUAUACCAGCAGGAGCGCCUGGACCUGAUGCUCUACGAGGCCUUCACUUAUGCGGCCAUCGAGUACAACGGUGUCGGCGAGCCGUGGCUGGCCACAAAGUACGCCCGCCUCGCCGUCGAGUACGGCCUGGCUAGCGUCGGCCCCAAGGACAACGACGUCGUCGAGAUGGACAACCUCGUAAUGGAUCCGUUCAAGCACUGGAGCUGGAUGCUGAGGACCAGCAAGCGCAUGAGCUGGGGCAAGAAGAGGGACAAUUAAGUUGGCUCCUCGAUGUUGCUAGGUCUCAGGCCUUGAAGAAUCGACUUUCAUGUCGACACUUGGCCUGUGCGAGACGGGGAUUACGGAUCCCUUCUUGCACGAAUUUAUUCAAAGCUCAACAGAAAAAGAUUAUGUGGUUAUGUUUUUGGGUGGUUGGCGUUUUGGGUCAGGCAAUUUGAAUUCUGGAUAUAAUUUUGGUAUGGUUCCUGUUUGAUAUUCUUGCCCGUAGACCGGGUCCGGUCUCAUGACUCGGCGUUUAGGUGAUAAACUUGGUCGUAUUUAAACUUUUUGUCACACAAACUUGACCUUGAUUCCAAAUUUGAACUUGCGUCCCAAGAAUUGAUUAUGCAAUGCUGAGUGGAAUAGUAACAAUGGUCAUUUGUAAUCGUUGGUGAUAUUCACGCAAUGUAUGAUGAUUUUUUUUUAUGUGCUUUGACACGUCUAGAACCAUCCUCCGGUUGAUGUGCU